AUGGCGUUCAAGAUCACAACUGCUUCUGUGAAGGAUGGGGUUGAAGCUGGCGCACAAGCUGUGGCUCCACCCGUCAGGAAGACUCGAUCCUGCAAGUGUCUCCUGGCCGUUGCCAUCAACCUCACCAUCCUCAUUGUCGGAGGUGUCACGCUGGCCUGGUACCUCCUGGAGUACAGGGUUUGGUUCGAUGAGCCUCGUGUCCGGCAGCAGUACGCAGCCUACAUGUCCAUCCUCAACAGGAACUUCUCUGCUGAUCUGUCUUCUCACGGCAGCCCUGUGUUCCAGGACGAGGCCGUGGGAGUAAAGACCAUGGUGAGUAGGAUAAUGAAAGGCUCAAGUCUUUCCCGAUACUUCAUCGACACCAGUGUCUUCGCCUUUGCAAAUGGGAGUGUUGUGGCUCACGUCUGGAUCGUGAUGUCGGUGCCAAGCAGCCAUGUUGGGUGGCUGACGCAGACGAAGGUCGCUACGAGCCUGGCGAAGGGCCUGAGGGAGGCUGGAGGGUCCGAGGAGGGACAGGUGGUCUUUGUCGAUGGAUACUUCCUCCACCUCCCUUCGCUGUCGGUCAGCGACUGUUGCUACCACCAGAAGGUGUUGUCCGGACGCCUUGUGGCUCUCAGUGGCCCCGACACACAGCGCUCCUCCUGCCUGUGGCACCUCCAGGCGGAACCUGGCUCCCAGCUGGAGCUCCGCAUGGAGUUACUGCUGCCACAGUGCCAGGACCGGCUGGUGGUGUUCGAUUCCCUCACCCCCACCGAUACUCGCCUCAUCGCAUCUGUUGAUGGCUGCAGUCGACGGGAGCGUGUGAUCAAUAUCCUGUCCUCAGGGGAGUGGAUGACAGUGGUUUGGAAACAGGGACUUCACAACAGCAUGGUCCCCUUCUCUUUAUCCGCACAGGCCCGGGACCGCCAAGAGUGUAACUCCACCGUAGAGCUGAGGGCAGUGUCAGGGGUCCAGGGGACACUGAGGACCCCCUUCUACCCAAGCUACUACCCCCCAGACACCAACUGCACCUGGGUCUUUAUUAGGCCCAGUUCAUGCAUGGGUCUGUCUCUGGAGUUCGAGGGCUACAAGCUGAACAGAGCUGGCGACACUGAGGUCUGCAGCCAGGGUCAGUGGAUCGUCCAGAACCGCAGACGGUGCGGGACCAGGAGUUCGCAGCCGUACAUUGAACGAGUCUCCCUGCUGUCCAGGGUGGUGACCGUCUCCAUGACGACCCAGGUGUCCCUCACAGGGCCGGGCCUUCAGCUGCACUACAGCGUCUUCAACCUAUCAGAUCCUUGCCCAGGCAGGUUUCUGUGCACCUUUAAUGGCCUGUGUGUUCCUGCCUGUGAUGGAAUCAAGGACUGUCCCAACGGACUCGAUGAGAGGAACUGUGUGUGUGUGGCUCAGUACCAGUGUCCCGAGGAUGACAGUCGAUGUGUGGACUACACCAAGUUGUGUGACCAACAGCCAGACUGCCCUGGAGCCUCAGAUGAGAUGAAUUGCACUAAAGGUGUACAGUGCACAGAUGUGACCUAUGUGUGUGCUGAUGGAACGUGUCUGAAGAGGCCAAACCCAGAGUGUGAUUCUGUUGCUGACUGCCCAGACGCCUCAGAUGAAAAACAGUGUGACUGCGGCCUGAGGCACGCCUCCAGUCGUAUUGUCGGGGGCACCAACGCCUCGGAGGGGGAGUGGCCAUGGCAGGCCAGCCUUCAGGUGCGCGGCGCCCACAUCUGCGGGGGGGCUCUCAUCUCAAACCAGUGGGUGGUGUCCGCCGCCCACUGUUUCUAUGACGACCGGUUCCGCUCCGCCUCCUUGUGGACAGUCUACCUGGGUAAACUCCUCCUCAGUCCCAGCAGCCCCUCAGAGGAGGUGGUCCGGGUCCAGGAGAUCCAUCUCCACAAAGACUACGACAACACGACCCACGACUUCGACCUGGCUCUCCUGAAGCUGGACCGCCCCCCCUCCCCUGAGCAGGCUGGACCGGCUCUUCCCGUCUGCCUGCCCCCCCCGACCCACCCGCUGGACCCGGGCCUGCUCUGCUGGGUCACCGGCUGGGGGGCUGUCAGCGAGGGGGGCAAAGCCAGUAAUGAGCUUCAGAAGGUGGACGUCCGUCUGGUCAGUGAGGAAGACUGCGUCCGCUCCUACGGCAACCUGGUCACUCCCAGAAUGCUUUGCGCUGGUUAUAGCACUGGAGAGAAAGACGCCUGUCAGGGGGAUUCCGGGGGUCCCUUGGUCUGUCUGGGGCCGUCCGGUCGCUGGUUACUGGCCGGGGUGGUGAGCUUUGGCAAAGGCUGCGGGCGUCCGGGCUACUAUGGCGUCUACACUCGCAUCACCAGGCUCACCGACUGGAUCAAGAAGGUCAUCAGCCCCCCCCUGAGUCCCUGA
Messenger RNA from Limanda limanda (common dab), 2367 nucleotides. Its product is annotated as transmembrane protease serine 6. Gene Ontology annotation, molecular function: serine-type endopeptidase activity; protein binding. Bases 1 to 2367 code for a protein of 788 amino acids. The transcript is spliced from 17 exons. Lineage: Eukaryota; Metazoa; Chordata; Actinopteri; Pleuronectiformes; Pleuronectidae. Gene Ontology annotation, biological process: proteolysis. The record is from RefSeq and is a predicted model, not a curated record.